This is a messenger RNA of Jatropha curcas, 1893 nucleotides long. Its product is annotated as pyruvate dehydrogenase E1 alpha. The record is from RefSeq and is a predicted model, not a curated record. Lineage: Eukaryota; Viridiplantae; Streptophyta; Magnoliopsida; Malpighiales; Euphorbiaceae. Gene Ontology annotation, biological process: pyruvate decarboxylation to acetyl-CoA. Gene Ontology annotation, cellular component: intracellular membrane-bounded organelle. Gene Ontology annotation, molecular function: pyruvate dehydrogenase (acetyl-transferring) activity.
CCAUGUGUACAACUACAAACUACAGAGAGGAACACAUGUUAACUGACUUCACAAGCCAAAACAAAACCCCUUUUUAAGUCUUAUUGUGCAGUUGGGAGUUGGGUGUCCUUCUUUACUUUGUUUUCAUUUUCAAUUAAUCAACUGGGCGUUUUCUUCAACGCUUUCUUCCCUCGUUUCCUCCGCCUCUUUUUCUCCUCUUAAACUCCUCUUCCUUUCCCUCUCUUCCCCUCAUUCUCUCUUUCUCUUGCUUCUGCAGCUUUCUGUUUACUACAGAAACAGAAAAGAGAGAGAGAUAAGUUAGCGCAACUCCAAUGGCGACUGCUUUCUCUGCUACCAAGUUUACCCAGCCUUUGCCCCUCAAUACCACCUCCUCCAGAUCUCAUGAAAAGCACACUCUUUUUGAUCCUCUUAAAACUACUGCUUCUUUUCUCGGAUCCACCCGCAAACUUCGUUUCAAUUCUGUUCCUAAAUUCAAUCAAAUCAAUUCCCACCGUCGAUCUGCUAUUGUUGCUGUAUCUGAAGCCGUUAAGGAGAAGAAGCUCAAAUCAACCUCCAAUCUGUUGAUCACAAAAGAAGAAGGCUUAGAGCUAUAUGAGGAUAUGGUGUUGGGCAGAUACUUUGAGGACAUGUGUGCCCAGAUGUAUUACAGAGGAAAAAUGUUUGGUUUUGUUCAUCUCUAUAAUGGCCAGGAGGCUGUGUCCACUGGGUUCAUCAAGCUUUUGAAAAAGGAGGAUUCUGUUGUCAGCACUUAUCGUGAUCACGUGCAUGCAUUGAGUAAGGGUGUCUCGGCUCGUGCUGUAAUGAGCGAGCUCUUUGGCAAGGCCACUGGUUGUUGUCGAGGCCAAGGUGGGUCCAUGCACAUGUUCUCCAAAGAGCACAAUGUGCUUGGUGGUUUUGCUUUUAUUGGUGAGGGAAUUCCAGUGGCUACUGGUGCAGCUUUUACCUCAAGGUAUAAGAGGGACGUUUUGAAGCAAAACUGUGAUGAUGUGACAUUGGCAUUUUUUGGAGAUGGAACUUGUAAUAAUGGACAGUUCUUUGAGUGUUUAAAUAUGGCAGCAUUGUGGAAAUUGCCCAUUGUGUUUGUAGUGGAGAAUAAUCUGUGGGCAAUUGGAAUGUCGCACCUCAGGGCAACUUCGGAUCCAGCAAUUUGGAAGAAGGGUCCAGCGUUUGGAAUGCCAGGUGUUCAUGUUGAUGGAAUGGAUGUUUUGAAGGUGAGAGAGGUGGCCAAGGAGGCAAUUCGAAGGGCUAGGAGUGGAGAAGGACCAACAUUGGUAGAAUGCGAGACUUACAGGUUUAGAGGACACUCGUUAGCCGAUCCUGAUGAACUCCGCGACCCUGCUGAGAAGGCUCACUAUGCUGCUAGGGAUCCCAUCACAUCUUUAAAGAAGUACUUGAUUGAAAACAAGCUAGCCAGUGAAGCAGAAUUGAAAGCCAUCGAGAAGAAGAUUGAUGAAGUGCUCGAGGAUGCUGUUGAGUUUGCCGAUGGGAGCCCUCAUCCACCUCGCAGCCAACUUCUUGAGAAUGUCUUUGCAGAUCCAAAAGGUUUUGGAAUUGGUCCUGAUGGGCAGUACAGAUGCGAGGAUCCCAAAUUCACAGAGGGCACUGCUCAUGUCUAAGUUUUUUAGAAUUGGGAUAUUCAUUAACCUUACUUCUUGUGGCUUUUAGUUAUCUGUAUUGGUUUAUACUGGUUAUAGCUAGCAGUCACUUUUGCUUAUACAUAAAAUAUAAUGCUCGUCUUGUGUAAGCAGGAUAUGUUUUUUUUAGGUUGCUUUUCUAUUUAAAUUUUGGUUAUUGCUCUUCUCUUAAUUAUCCUUGUUCAUUGGUCUAUUGUUUGGAGUGAAAGUUGCAGUCCGUAGCUCUGGAAAUUUCUAUGAUUGAAGGAUGAAUUAAAUA